AGUUUAUAGACAGAUGCAUUUCGUUGCAACCAUAAAACAAUUAGAAGACGAGAUGGUGGAGCAUCGGGAACGACUUGAGGCAACCCAACUCAAAGCGGAGGAAAAAGCCGCGAUUGAAGGGAAACUUCAGAAAACUAAUGCAGUGAAAGUUCAAAUUGAAAAGAAUGAUGGAAAACGGAAUAGAAAAAAUUCUGGAACUUGUGAUCUAUGUGAGAAGAACUUCAAAACAUCGGAAGAAUUGGUGGAACAUAAGAAAAAUUAUCCAAGAGCGGAUGUUGAAAAAGCAUUGUCUGUUUAUAAGGAAAAGGACACUAUUUACAAGUGUCUACAAUGUUCCGGAGAGUUCCGUCUUAAGGAAGAUUUUGAUUACCAUCAAGAAUUGCAUAAAAGACUUGGAGAAUUAAAAAGCGCUUCCAGUAACAAAAGUGAAGCCAACAAGGACGACGAAAGUGACAUCGAUUCUUCCUUUGAGAUCAUCGAAAAUUGAACUAAUUUUCUUUGUUCGUUUUUUUAAAGAUUUGCUCAGUGUACUUGUAUCCUAGUUUACUGCCUAUAUCCCUCCAAAGUAAAUCUUUUUGUUAAAAUUUA
Molecule: messenger RNA, 588 nt
Organism: Caenorhabditis elegans
Lineage: Eukaryota; Metazoa; Nematoda; Chromadorea; Rhabditida; Rhabditidae
Gene: R07E5.5
Product: C2H2-type domain-containing protein
Exons: 5
Coding region: 53-487 (144 amino acids)
Source: RefSeq, marked reviewed